Centruroides sculpturatus (bark scorpion) is the source of this 3860-nucleotide messenger RNA. RefSeq names its product organic cation transporter protein-like. NCBI's taxonomy places the organism in Eukaryota, Metazoa, Arthropoda, Arachnida, Scorpiones, Buthidae. The transcript is spliced from 11 exons. Gene Ontology annotation, molecular function: transmembrane transporter activity. Bases 1431 to 3005 code for a protein of 524 amino acids. Gene Ontology annotation, biological process: transmembrane transport. Gene Ontology annotation, cellular component: membrane. The record is from RefSeq and is a predicted model, not a curated record.
AUUUAUCGAUAGUCGAAAACCUGGUAAUAAAACCGAACAAAUACUCCGAAGGCACAAAGUAACGUAGGGAAUUUUAGGCAAAGACGGACAAAAAUAUAGAAAUUGAAUAUAAUUUCUUUUUUCAUUUUCUUUGAUUAUUUAUAGUUACAAGUAUUUGACAGAUCUAAUCUAGAAAUGCAGUUGAGAAACAACAAAGUAACAAAAUUAUAAAACUAAAGACAAAUGCACUGAUUAAAGGCAUUGCACUUGAUAAAGAAACAUUCCUGUAAUGUAUCAGUUUUUGAGACAUUAUUUAUAUUAUCUGCAUAAACAGAGAGAGAGAGAGAAAAAGAAAUAGAAAUAGAAUUGAUGAACAUUUAGCAAUUGAGCUAUUUCUAAGUCUCUCUUAAAAUCUAAUUAGAAUUUUAAUGGGGAAUAUUUACUUUUAUUUCAGAUUUAUAAUUGUUAACAUUUAUGGUAUUGUUGGUAAUCAAAAUUUGACAAUUAUUGCCGUCGUCUCUCGGUAUAAAACAACUGUUUUUAAUCGACUCAUUCCAUACUGGUUUCUUAAUGUCGAUACCGACACUCAGUGAUUUAUCUUUUCGAAAAGGUCGUUUUGCACUCCAGGUUUAGAAUUACUGAUUUUAAAACAGUUGCACCUCAUUAUUGAACGAGACAUUACAAAUAUAAACAGUAUAAUGCAAUAAUUUUAAUACAUUUUUAAAAUUUAAUUCUUUCUCAGUAAACAAAGUGUUUAUUAAGUUAAUAUAAUUAAUUAAAAUUGAUUAGAAGAGGAUUGAAACAAUCUAAAGUGUAACAAUCUAUUUUUUAAGUAACACUGAUGUAAUGUAUCAUGUAACACAUGUUUUUAUUAUAAAUUUUUGUUGUAUAUUUUGGUUGAUAAAACUCGAAAUCAAUUAAUGUUUGGGUAACGUUUAACGCUAAGUCUGGCACACUACAUACCUCUCUUCUGUAUGGUAUAAAUGUUACUGUACAUACAGAGAAAUAUGUUGUUAAUUUAACCCUGUACAUAAUGUAAACAUACAAUGUAGAUUAUUAUUGUUCAUAUUAAAAGAAAAAAUGAGAACUGCAUCUUCCAAUACAAUCAAAUGUAAAAUUUGUUCUGUAUACAUAUAUAAUUAAUAUAAAUUUACUUUUCUAUUAUUAUAGUAAAAUUAUGUCCUGUAUAGAGAUAUAUCAUUCAUAUUUUAUUUGAUGAUGAUUGAAUUUUUCAAGAUAAAUAAAAAUAUUAUGUAAAAAUUAUGUUCGUUCCUGGAAACGAAUUGUUUCACUUAUUUUUCACAUUUUUCUUCAUUACAGAAACAUUCUACAUGGGGCCCCACGAAGCUAUAGCACACCAUUGCCUAAUGGAUUGGCCAGCCAAAGUCCAGAUAUUAAUCCUAAUGAAAGUGCUUAGGGCUAUAAUUUUUCGGAUUCCAUUCUGAAUCGGCAUGGACAAAGCCUCGGUUAAGGACAUUACGGACGUAAUUGGGCAGUUCGGGCACUGGCAGAGGACCAUAUUUAUCGUGGUGUUUUGUUUGGGCCUCCCCGCCGCUUGGAACCAUUUGAUAAUCGCAUUUUACGCACCCAACGUGGCACACUGGUGCAUUCCUUCCGAAAUUUCCAGCAAUUUCAGCCAGCAAUCGUGGGGAAACGUCACGUGGAGGAGGAGGGAAGGUUGGCAAGAGUGUCGACCCCCCGAAAAUCUGUCUUCAGAAAAGUGCGAUAAAUGGAUGUACGAUCAUUCCUUCUAUUCUGCCACUAUCAUCGAGGAGUGGGAUUUAGUAUGCGACCGAUCGUUUUUGGUAUCCUUAAGUCAGACGAUAUACAUGGCCGGAUAUAUCGCGGGAGCCGUGGUUUUAUCGCAGUUAUCGGAUAGAUAUGGCCGCCGCCCCGUGAUGCUUUCGUCUGUAUUUAUUCUGUUUGUGUCCGGAAUCGUCUGCGCCUUUUCUCCAAAUUUUACGAUUUUUGCCAUCACACGAUUUCUGAUCGCCCUGGGAAGAUGCGGUCUCUACAUAACGGCGUUUGUAUUAUUAAUGGAGACGGUAGGACCAGAUUACAGAACAGUUUUGGGAAUAGCAAGAGAUUUCGGAUGGGCCACGGGAUACAUCAUGAUUCCGGGAAUUGCCUGGUUGAUUCGAAACUGGUUCUACAUGCAGCUGGCCAUAACCAUCCCAGUUUUAGGACUGGUUUCUUUAUGGUGGAUUUUAUCGGAAUCUCCAAGAUGGUUACUAACUCAAGGGAAAUUGGAAGAAGCAGAAACCGUAUUAAAGAAGGCGGCAUUAAUUAAUAAACGUAACGUGGACAACAUUAAAAGUGAUUUAGAAAUGCUCCAGGCUUCGCUUCAACAAAAUUCUACAGAAAAUCGCAAGAAAGCAAACAUUUUCGAUCUUUUAAAAUCGUCAAACUUGAGGAAAAAGACAAUCAUCAUCUGUUUCUGUUGGUACGUAAAUGCGUUCGUAUUCUAUGGCCUUUCUCUAAAUACCAACGAAAUCGGAGGGAAUCCAUUUUUGAGUUUCUUCAUAUUUGGAGCGGUCGAAUUCCCCGCGUACAUCGUUAGCAUAUUUGUUGUUAAAUAUUAUGGGAGGAGGCUGCCUCUUAUGUCUACAAUGGUACUUGGAGGUCUCGCUUGUAUCGCUACUAUAGCUGUACCAGAAGAUCUAUUAUGGUUGAGAAUGACACUUUCCAUGCUGGGAAAGUUUUGCAUCACCUCGUCUUACAUCAUAGUUUAUAUCUUUUCGGCCGAGAUAUUUCCAACUGUGGUACGUAACGUUGGAGUCGGUACCAGUUCCACUUUCGCAAGAAUAGGUUCUGCAAUUGCGCCAUUUGUUAAAGAAUUGGGACAAGUCACUCACCUUGGUGUUACUUUCGGGCUUUUUGGCGGUUUGGCCAUUGUUAGUGGAUUAUUAGCGCUUUGUCUUCCCGAAACAAACAAAAUCGUCUUACCGGAUACGUUAGAACAAGGAGAACAAUUUGGAAAGAAAAUUCGCAAAAUUCCGUCCGAGCACGAGCUUGAAAAAUUUUAAGACUUUUAAUUCAGCUCAGCGAAUUAUAAAAGAGCAAAUAUAGGUAAUAAUAAAGGCAACACACAAUUCAUUUUCGACUAUCAACUUUCUCUUUAGGUAUUUACAAAUUGUGGUAAAUAGCUGAAAAUUCAGUAAAAUUAUUUGUAAUAAACUCCCUGAAAAUACUAACGCUACAUUUGUAUCCUUAAGAAAACAAGGAAAUUACCAGAGACAAUUUAAUAUAAAUACCAAUAAAAUUAUAUUUUAAACUGAAGACCCGAUGAAAAUUUGAGAUUAUUUCUAGACUUUUACCUUAUCAUUAUCAAUAAGUGAAGAUGAAGAAUAAAACUGACAUGCAAAUAGGAUUAUCAUUAUUACUUCUAAUAUCCAGCGAGUUGCUUAACUUUCCCAGCAACAGUUAGUGGUGCCGUCUGUUAUCGUAUUUUAUUAAAAAAAAAACUUAGGUAUUAAAGGUAAUUUUGAGGGUAGGGAUGGGUUUUAUGAAAAGUUGUAAAUGCUAAUAACGAGUAAAAUUGUCAUUAAGUCCGAUCCUACAGGGGACACACACGACCGUUUAUCUCCCCACUAAAUUAAAGAAACUAAAAGAAAAAUGCUCUCUCGCUCCCGAUUUCAAGUCAAAAUGGAUCCUGGUGUGGAUGAUUCGGGCAUUCGAUGAAUUAAAACUAUCAAAAUAGAGUACUUUCCCGAAAAGCUGCGCGCUGUUCACUUAAAUUUUUGCUUUGCAAAAUAUUUAAUCUCCAAUUUCAUUUUGCAUUCCUUGCCUUGUAUCCAAAUAUAAGGAAUUGACUGCAUUUAAGAAGCAAUUGAAGAAGACGGAGAUUAAAAUUUUACGUUAAUGAUUACUUAGAUAGCCCU